Messenger RNA from Erythranthe guttata (spotted monkey flower), 1848 nucleotides. The record is from RefSeq and is a predicted model, not a curated record. Lineage: Eukaryota; Viridiplantae; Streptophyta; Magnoliopsida; Lamiales; Phrymaceae.
UUCAAAAUUGGCAUAGAAGCGCAUUUUGUUUAACUGCCAAAAUUGUAUGUGAUAAAAUCCGGCCAUCCGUACAACGGCCGACAACGGCGAUGGGCGCCACCGCCGCCUUCUCUUCAAUCCUCACCGGGAGUAUUGUAUCCUCUCUCUUAUCCGCCUCCACUUGCCGCCGGAACUUCUUCAUUCCAAUCAACCUCGCGCGCACGUUAGCCUCCACGCAAUCCUCUUUCAGGCAUAUUCACAAACACCACAUCUGCAACGCCGCACACAGAAACCGAAGCUGCGAAUCCACUGCGUCCGCAUAUGUUAGUACGGAUUCGUCAAUUUCCACCUCUAAUAAUAAUAGCUAUCCUCCAUACGGACGAUUACUUCCUUGCCCCUCCCAGAAUGGACCUCCAAGGGUAGAACACUUUGUUGUUACAGAAGGAGGACCCGUUCUCGAUUAUAUCAGCAAGUCAUUAAAUAUUCCAUCUCCAUUUGUUGCAGAUCUCAUUCAUUUUGGAGCAGUAUUUUACGCUCUUGUAUGCCCAGACCCUCCUCCAACUGCUACACCUGAGCAAAUCAAUUUUUUUAAAGAAUAUACUGACCCAUCCCUGCUAAGGAAAAGAUCGUCGAUAAAAGGGAAGACAUUCCGAGAAGCUCAAAAGACUUUUCGAAUAUCUCGCACUGAUGAGUUUGUCGAAACUGGGACAUACUUGCGGGUGCAUGUACACCCAAAACGGUUUCCAAGGUGUUACGAAACUGACUGGAGAUCUCGAGUUAUUGCUGUGGCUGAAAGUUAUGUUGUUUUGGACAAGCCUGCGGGUACAUCAGUUGGAGGCACCACAGACAACAUCGAAGAAAGUUGUGUAACAUUUACGACUCGUGCCUUGGGAUUAGAGGCUCCAUUGAUCACUACCCACCAGAUUGAUAACUGUACCGAGGGAUGUGUAGUAUUGGCAAGAACAAAGGAGUACUGCUCAGUUUUUCAUGGGAAAAUAAGGGAGAAAAAGGUUAAGAAGCUUUAUCUCGCGCUUGCUGCAGCUCCCGUAUCAAUUGGAGUAAUUACCCACUAUAUGCGUCCGGUUAAUAUUGCACCUCGACUGGUUUCUGAAGAUUUAGUCAAUGGGUGGCACUUAUGCCAACUCGAGGUCUUGGAAUGCAGGAAGAUUCCCUGGCCAAGUAGUAUAGCUGAAGAGAAGAACAGAGUUGAGGAUUGUGGAUGGCCUAGCAAAGACUUUGCAUACGAGUGUAAAGUCAACCUUUUGACUGGUCGGACACAUCAGAUUCGGGCACAAUUUGCUGCUUGUGGGGCUCCUCUAGUGGGCGACUCAAUGUACAUGCCAGCUGCCAUUGCUGAGGUGGACAGACCUGAACUGAACCCAUUUGGCAAGAACAAGAAAGAGUACGCGAGUGAUGAUAUUAAAGCAGUAGCUGUUGAAGAAUGGAUUGCACGGCAUGGGAAAGAACCUAUUGUUGCCAUUGGUCUUCAAGCAUGCAAGAUCUCGUGGGAUAGUGAUGAAGAGCAGCACAGCUAUGAAGCUGGUCGUCCAUGGUGGAGGUGAAUACAGCUUACAUAGCUGUGUGUACUGUGUGCAAGAUUAGUCGAAAAGUUGUGUCAGACUUUUUUACAUCAAAGAGAUCUUGAAACUCAUCAGCGAAAAGUCAACAGAAUAUAUAUCUGAGGCCAGUGGUAUUCGGCCAGGCCUGUUCGAACAUAGCAUAACAAGGAAGGUAAUUUUAGAUGAAUUAUUUCUUGAGUAAUUAUGAAUUAACAUCUUUUUUUGCUAUAUAUUUGGCUGUAAAAACUAUUAAAAUUAUAUAUUAUACGAUUUUAUGAAUUAACAAUUUCAGAUAUUUUUUGGCAAAAAA